UUCUAUGUGCUCUCCUCCUCUCACCUUUUCCCUUCGCUUGUGGACUUGAGUGCACAACACAACAGUUGUCAGUGACCAGUCAAAAAAAACUUUCCAAGCCAAAGCUUCAUACCAUAACCACUAAACCGCUUCACACAGCCUACAUCGUUGUCACCAUAUUAGCUUACAUCAUAGUCAACAUAGCUACUAGAAAUAACGUGUUAGUAAACCCGCUACACUCACGCAGUACAGUGUACAGCAAGCAGUUUAGCAGUUACACCGGUGGGCCCCGGUGACAAUAUAAAAAAAUGAAAGCUUACCUAGACUUGGAAGAGUUUCAGUGUUGGAUAGCCUUAGCCAGCUAGCUAACAUAAGUAACAUUCCUCUCUGUUUGAGCCAGGUGUUUAAGUAGGCUAAAUUAAAUAGCUGCAUUAUCUAGAAAGUGAACAAAAUGCAGCUCUCUCUCUCUCUGCUGCUUCUCCUUAUUUUUUAAAGAAAUGAAUAUUUUCAAAACUGUUCAACUAUUGUCUUUCUCUUUGAGUCAACUACUCACCACAUUUUAUGCACUACAGGGCUAGCUUAUGUUUUCACUCCUAUAUUCAUUCUCUGAUCCAUUGAUUGGAUGGGCAACAUGUCAGUUCAUGCUGCAAGAGCUCUGAUUGGUUGGAGGACUUCCUCCGUAAGCCAUCAUAAUUACUGUGCAGGUCUAUGGUAGGGGGUGAGAACCAUGAGCCUCCUAGGUUUUGUAUUGAAGUCAUUGUAAACAGACGAGGAUGGAAAAUAGCUGUCCUCUGGUUACAACAUGGUGCUACCCCAGAGUGUGUUGUUGAGGCUACUGUAGACCCUCAUUGCAAAACAGUGCAUUUUAAUUUAGUAUAUUUAGUAUAGUUUGAUCUAAAAAAAAAAGAUCACUUUUUUAAUGUUUCACCCCAAAAAUUUAAAUGAAAUUCACUGAGGAUGGUCCUCCCCUGUUUUAUUAUAGCUUAAAUGAAUUGUAGUUAUUUUUGAGUUAUUACUGUGUUAUUAUACAAUUUAGUGAGACUAAAAGGGCCUUAAAUAACAUAAUUUGAAACUUUUAUACAAACCUUCUUUACAUAUUGUUCCACCUACAUUGUAGUGUCUGUACUCAGGGUGUUGCAUUGAGUUAUGAUAUAUUAUUAUUUGAGUGCAUUAUGUCAGUCAUAGCCUAUUAUGACUUUGCCUGAUUUAUGUUAGUAUACCUUAGUAGACAUAUUUGUGUAAUAUUUGUUGGACCUACAUAAAGAUGUUAUAUUUUUUCUCUCAAUCAUUGAAACACUAAUCAUAGACUCUCUAAUGUGAUUUUAAUUAUGUACCCUACUUUUUGAGCAUUGUACUGCCAUAAUAAAUGUUUGAUAUUUUUGUAUUCCUUUUGUUGUUUUUGUUGUUUGUAAUCGUUGGUCAUUUUUUUACAAGUACAUGGCCUACAUUUCUAUUCGCUAUUGUUGGAAACGGCUUGAGUGACAAGUCCUGCGCUCUGCGCAUUGGCUAGAGACGUUGUGACGCAAAUAUACCGCUGACCUGGUCUGGCCUCUGUUUCACCCGCACUGGAAGCGCGACGCGCGGACAUUUGGAAAGAAUCAACCGACCUGCAGCAGUUGGGACUAUUGGCAGUCACAAUUUACAAUAUAAUAACCGAACGAAGCCUUCAAACUACCUGCAACACCGACCGUAUGUGUUUUCUUCAGAGAAUGGAGACUCUUGCAGUAAUAACAUCACCUCAUGAGCUGAGACAAUGAACAGGACGGCUAGCCUAUCAGGGGAUACCCUGAUUGCGUGUCACUUCCCCCUGGUGCAGCUUCCCCCCUGGCAGCUUCCUGUGCAGGCAGCUCUGUGCAGUGGCUCUGCCAGCUCUGCCAAGCAGCCUGGUCGGCUGUGCUCCAGCUCCGUAGGUCUGACCCGUGCCGCCUCCCUCCCCGAGCAGGACAACCUCCACAGAGAGCCCUUCCACAGCAGCCUCAGACACAUCUCCUCCAGCUACUGGAGCCUCAAGGAGGACCGGAGCGAGGAGGAGGGGGACGGGGAGGGGGGCAGCGACAGCAGCGGGAGGUGUGACUCUGGAUCCUCACCAGAGGAGGCGUCACAGAUGAUCAUCUCCCAAAGACAUAAAGAACACCCUGUAGUUAAAGGUUCUUUACGGUCACACAACUCCUUCCUCCCGAAUGAAGGGGUGGAAGAAGAUGAGGAGGAUAGUGAUGGAGAUAACCUGCACAGAUACCACGAGGACCCUUUUUUUGUGCUGCAGCUGCAUGGGAACUCUAACUGGGCCCUGAGUAAUGCUGGGAGGCAGUUCUCCAAACCUUCUAGCCAAUCAGCCAGUCAGCAGAACAAUGACAACAAGGGUAAUACUGUGUUGUUGGACUGUGGGGAGCAGGAGAGAGUAGUGGAUAUUGAAGAUAAUAUGUUCACAUGUGGUAAUGAGGGCUACUGCUUCAGCUAUGGCCAACCAAAAUGUUUCCCUGAGUCUUUCUCUGAGGGUCAUUUAGAGUAUGUCACAGACUCCUCCUGCAACAGCUCUGAUGGGGUUCUCGUCAACUUCAGCGCUAUCUACAACAAGAGUAACAACCCUGCCACCCCAAAUGACCUCAGCUGCCCUGCAGUACAGUCCUCCCAGCCAGUAGAGGGCUCUGUCUUCCUAAACCUGCACCCAUUCUCCCAGGAGUCCCAGGGGCCUCAGGCUGCUGGACCCAGUCAGGGGAGCCGAACAACCUCCUCUCCUCAUGACAGGGGGACUUCUGCCCCCUGCUGGUCACCGCAGGCGCUGGACUCCAACUGUAACAUCUACCUUCCCGAUGCCCAGAGCCUCCUGUCCUCUCUGGAGGUCUCUGACCUCACUUCCUGUCUCCAGAGCCAGGCCAGGCUGCUGCCCACAGGGACCACCCAGAAGUACUACAAGCUGGUGACUUGUGACCUCUCAUCCCAGUCAGCCUUGCCUAGCCCGGCCUUGUCCAGCACCACCAGUGUCACUUCAGAGGGCCACUACGUCCUCUUCAAUAAGGCCCGGGGAGAUCAGGGCCGGGGGAACAAACAGCAGGAAGAAGGCUCAGACAAAGAAGGGAGGAGAGCUGCCCCAUUGCACCGUCCUUGCUGUAUGAGCUGGGACUCCCAACAUGUCACCUCCUUCGCUGAGAUUGCACACUGUAAGAGACAUACAGACAGCUGUCAGAGCUCCAGCCACUCCCACAUCUCUCAGGACCUGUGUCCCAUCCAGGAGGCAGUUUCCCUGGGCCAGAAUAGCAGCCACUCCCCCCUACUCCUGAGUCCCAACCAAGGCAGUAGCACUGUGUCCAACCACCCUUCUGUGUCACCAGACCAUGAGACGGAGGAGGAGGGGGCGUGUUCAUGGGCAACUCCUGUAGUGCGGUACAGUAAGGCUCAGAGGCCCAGCUCCCUGCCCAUCCAGCCCUUUGUCCUACUUCCUCCAGCGGGUAAACCUCAGAGCCAGCCCCUGGGCUCCCAGCUGGACCAGUACAUCAGCCACAAGAACACCAAGCCCAGCUCCCAGCCAGGGUUCAAGUGCAAAGGCAACAGACUCCUGACCGACCUGCGUCCUUCACCGCUGGGCAGCUAUGGAGCCAUCCUCCUGGAGGGCCCCUCUAGCUCUGAUACCUGCUCCACCUGCACCCCCAGUCCAGAACACUUCCAGUCCAGACGCAACUGGACACACUCCAGUCCUUACAGGCCCUACAGUAGCCAUGGCUUUACUUUUACCGGUCCAAAACAAGCUCACAUAAGCACAAUACAAUCUAAUACCGAACUAACCCAGGUUCAUUCAUGCCAGGACCAGCUCUUUGCAGACCUAGACCAAAGCUAUCCCAGCCCAGGUCAGGCCCACAGUAGCCCAAACCAGUCUCAAUGUAAAGAUUCAACCAAACGUAGCCAAGGUAUGGCUCAGAUCUGCCAAGAUCUCAUUCGCCGGUUUCCAGAGCAGCCGAGCCCCAGACCAGUCCUCCUGACCCACAGCCCUGACUGCCCCGUUGACUCGCAUGUAGCAACCAUGUCCCCCUCUGCCAGUCACACCCCUCAUCCAGACCUGCUGGUGUCCUUCUCUCCAGACACACCCUUACCGCCCCACAAGAGAACCCCACUAACCUCAAUACCUAAGGCUGGGUCUGCAGCUUCUCACUAUAGCCUGACAGCUGCUCUCUCCUCAGUGGCCCAUAUGUCCUCUCUGAGCACCCUCCUGCAGCCCCUGGUGUUAGCAGGGCCCAGUGUGAAGCAGCAUCAACAACAGCACUGCGACUCCUUCAGCCUGAGUGACAGUUGGCCACCUGUGGAGUUCUGCCUGUCACCUGAAGCCUCCUACGAGUCUCUGUCCAUCAGCCAUCUGCAGAGGAGAGGUCUGCUGAAAUCUGUGAGCUUGGCAGUGGAUUUGAUCAUGGCUCAUUUUGGCACCAGUCGAGAUCCUGGGGAAAAGAUGUGGCUAGGUACCACCAUUGGUGGUCUUGUUCUGGAGCAUCUGUGUCCCACCAUCCAGAACAUUCUGCAGGAUGGUCUCAGGGACCACAAACUGGACCUGAUCAUCGGUCAGCGACGCAACCAUGCCUGGAACGUGGUGGAGGCCUCCACUCACACAGGCCCUACCACCCGGGUGCUCCACAGCUUGCUGUCCAAGGUGAGGCAGUGCUCCCUGCUGACCAGCCACUGUAUGAAACUACGAGCCUUCAUCAUGGGCCUGCUCAACCUGAGGACCUUGGAAUUCUGGCUGAAUCACCUCUACAACCAAAAAGAGGUGGUGAAAGAUCACUACCAUCCAUGGGGUUUCCUCGCCAUGUCGCAGGGGCAGUGUCAGCCUCUGUUCCAAGAGCUCCUCCUCCUGCUGCAGCCUCUCUCCAUGUUACCCUUUGACCUCAACCUGCUGCUGGAACCCCGCCUGCUACACAACAGACAGCUCUGCUCUGAGGAACAAUCUCCACCAUGCUCCACUUUUCUCAUGACCAGUUGUCCCCUGUUGAAAGGAGACAGAGAAGACAGACAGGGGGCAUAUAGCUCUAUGGAUGGACCCAGGGAGAACAGCAGGCCAACAGGUGAACUACACCAGCUGGUACAGCAUCUUCAGGGGUCCUCCCAGGUCUCAAAGGCCAUGGGUCAGGAGAAGAGGGUGAGGCCUGUAGGUGAGUCUAGCAGGAGCCUGUGGUCAGCCGCUAUUCCAGGGUGUUGGCAGAGACAACCUUCCCACGCGGAGAGGGGGGAAUGUGGACAGAUUUACAAGCAUGUCAUCCACCCUGAGCCUCAGCAGAGGAUGGAGGGGAGGAGAGAAGAGGUGACUUCACAGGAGGGCAGGACGGAGGGAAGGGUUCCAGAGACCCCCAGGAUGACGGCAGACCCCCAGGAUGAUAGCCCUUCCCAGGGUGGGCUACGCUGGGCCAAGCUCUUUGGAUCAGGAAGGGACCACCCUGCCAGGACACAGAGGGCACCCCAAAACCCCAAUGGGACACAGACCCAGAAAAGGAGACCUUCACAGUGGCUGCAGUUGGACAGUUCUCAGCUGGGCCUAUUGGCCCAUACAGUAUGGUCAGGGAAACAGCCUGACCGGAAACACCAAACAUAGACCUAGUGCCCCAGGACCACAAUGGAGAGGGGUAGGGAGAAGAAAAGAUACACUACCAAAAAUGUCAACUGCAUGAUCCUGAGUCAGUCUUAUAGUGCAAAGUGUUACACACAGACACCUCAGCUAGAACACACUCACACUGGUCAGAAAAGCACAGUAGACCAUUUGUUACUGUCUGAGCAUGGGUGAUACAUUUACCCAAAUGUCAUUUUAAGGCAAUAACAACUCUACGAUGUUUAGUUAUAUUUACAAGUGCUUCUGUUCAUCUGUCAUGAAUUGGGAUUCAUGCAAUAGAUUCUCUCUGUGCACCUGUCAAUCAAACUGUGGUCAAUGAGAGGCUCCACCUAUGCUACAGUCUUGCCUUAGGAUCUGAAAGCCUUGUGGACCAGUCCAGACUCUCCAUAAGAAACCAAUUAGUAUUUAAUGGAGCUGCAUGCAUACCAUACAGUAGCAUCCUAUUCUCCUAAUAGUAUCAAUCUGUCCUCUACCUUCCAACCCCUAUGCCCUGUCUAUUCUAUGUGCGAAUGGAAUGUCAACAAAAAAAUGCAGAAAGGCAAUCUUUACUAGCCAUGUUAACUAGUGCCAAAUAUUAUGCCACUCAGCAGCCUUGUACAGUGGCUUAUCUUCCAAAAUGAGGUUGCCUUCAUAUUCAACUAGACAAAGUCAAUACAUGUUUGUGAGGUAAUCCAGACUAGCAAGGUAAGAUUUCUGUGCAUGUGUAUAAAAAAUAAUAUAUGUACGUUCAAGGUGUCAUUAGGUGCUAAUUUAAUCCUAAUAUGGUUCUUCUACCUACAUCAAUAUCCUAAUAUAUUGUUUUUUUAUGAUAGAGAAGUAGAGUUUUGUAAAUAUUUAGGUAAUCAAAUUCUAGAAUUGUGGAACCGUUAGUCUCCAAAUCGAGUGUCGUUUUCACAAUAUUAAGCUAUCAUGGUGUGUUUCAGGUGUACACUGUUUUGAUAGGCCAGUAGUACUAAGCUAAGGAGUCAAAUAAAGUUUGAAAUUGCUUGACAGGAAUGACUUGGUUAUUAUAACCUCUGCAAUAAUGUGAAAGUGAGUUUAUCAAACCCCUCUCAUCUUUCCUCCCCAACCUAACUGUACUUAACCCUACAACCUCAGAAGAAUGCACCCUCUGAGUGGAAGUUCCCUGUGACAAUCAACCUUUGCAAAUAAAGAUAAAUCAAUAAGUUA
Molecule: messenger RNA, 6733 nt
Organism: Oncorhynchus tshawytscha (Chinook salmon)
Lineage: Eukaryota; Metazoa; Chordata; Actinopteri; Salmoniformes; Salmonidae
Product: iporin-like
Exons: 10
Coding region: 1733-5548 (1271 amino acids)
Cellular component (GO): cytoplasmic vesicle
Source: RefSeq, a predicted model, not a curated record